AUGACGCGCCUGCGUGAUCUGCUCCCCUACUUCUGCGGCGGGAGCCUGUGCCCUGGCUGCUGCGACGGCGGGCCGGCGUGCGACUGCUUGGAGGUCUCGCCGUCGCUCGUAGACAGCUUCGUGGACCUCGUCACGGGGCCGGAGGCCGCCACGCCGUCGGACCUGCCGCUGCUGAGACGCUCGCGGCGGCGGCGAGCGCCGUGGGACCUGGAGGGCUUGGGCUGGUCGUCGCCGCAGUCGGACGCCGAUUGGAGAGGGUCGAUGGGGUGCGAGGCGGACGGCUGCGUGCCGGGUGCCCGGUUCGUGCUCGGCGGAGCCAGCUUCCGCGUGGCCAAGCGGGUGGGCACGGGGGCCCACUCGGUCGUCUGGCAGUGCGAGCGCGUCGCCGACUGCAAGCCCGGCCGCGCGUCGCCAACUUCGCCGGUGCCGGCCGAGGGCGGCGGCGACUUGGCGCUCAAGGUUGGCUCGCUCGGCGACCCGUCGCGCGAGCUGGCGGCGCUGCACCUUCUCGGCCCGUCGGGCGGCCUCUUCCCGCAGCUGCACGGUGCUGUCGACUUUGCGUGCGGUCCGUCGCUACACGAGGUGCAGCUGAAGCGAGGGCUGCGGCCCUGCAGGCUCGACUUUGUGGUCGCCGCCGCCGCGCAGGCGCGGGAGGCACUACACGCCCUGCUGACUGGGAUGCUCGCCACCGCGCCCGAGGAGCGCUGGCGGCCGAGCGAGGCGGCGGCGCAGCUCGCCGCGCUGGACGCCGCGCUGAGCCGCGACGUAUUGGAUUGUAACUUUGUGAGGCUGAGGGCGAUGACCGAGCUGUAA
Molecule: messenger RNA, 813 nt
Organism: Emiliania huxleyi CCMP1516
Lineage: Eukaryota; Haptophyta; Isochrysidales; Noelaerhabdaceae
Exons: 4
Coding region: 1-813 (270 amino acids)
Source: RefSeq, a predicted model, not a curated record